UAUAGGUUGGGCCCUGAACACUUUGCUUCAUGCCUAAAUCUGAAUGAUAGCAUUUAUUGUUCUAGAAGAGUUGGUCAUUUAUUCAUUUUAUAGAACUUGCAAGGAAAGUCGAAGUCAUGAAAUAGAAAAAUUCAGUUCAUUAAUUUAUGAUAACGGACACACGGACUGAAAUUUCCUGUCAAUUCCUGCUAGAAGUGAUACCAUUCCGGAGACAACUUGACACUACCACAUAUGAAGCUGUUUAUGGAAAACCUGUCCAUAACCUCGUCAAUGCUGGCAUUUUUGAUGGUCAUUGUUCUUCUCAUCUCGAUAUGUGAGGCGUUUACAACAAUCACCAGCACACAGGGGGAACCAUUCGUUGAAAAAGGACCAAGCAAUAAGACAGUUGUAAUUGGGGAAACAGUAAUUUUCUCCUGCCUUACAAGUGGAGAUCCACAACCGAGUGUCUCCUGGCAACGAGAUGGAAGAAGCAUUCACCAUCAUGGCCAUGCUACCUUUCAGGUCCUCGACAGUGGCGCCCUCAUGCUGGAAAAUGUAGGAGAAGCGGACGAAGGUGACUAUCAUUGCAUCGCUAGAAAUGACAAGGGCGUUCAGUAUUCUGAAACCGCUAGGCUGGAUGUUGAUGUUCCACCGUACAUCAAGGGUGGAAGAACCAUCUACAAUGUUACAUGGGGUUCUUUAGUGGAGUUAGUGUGCUCAACGCAGGGGGCGCCACCGCCGAGAAUUAUCUGGUUCCGAAAUGGUAAAAAGCUACCUACUAAGAAGCCAGAGUUUUUCCAUUCCAUUUUGUCCCUCACCGUUACAGAGUCUUCUUUGUUCACAUGUCAAGCAGUCAAUCGAUUAAGAAGUACCAAUCAAACGAUGUCAGACAGCAAAGAGUUUACCAUACACGUCCUUCCAAAAUCAGAACCGGAAAAGGAAAUUGGCACUGAAGAACUACGAAUUGAAGAAGAACUGGACGAAGAAAUAUUUGAUGCAAAGACCAAAGAGCCACAAGGUUAUUGCUCUCCGUACUUUGGCAAGGUGUGUAGGACAUACCUGAAUAAUUCAGGGCUUAUAUACUACAACUUUAGUGACACAACACCGGGGAUUAAUGAAGAAAUUACACGUGACUUGUGGGAAGAGCUCAUAUCUUCUUUGAUGGAACCUUGUCGCACUGCUGCUGAACAACUUUUGUGUGCUUACGCCUUCCCACAGUGUCAUCUCGUGAACAGUUUUCAAACGGGGAAAGAACUGUGUAGGGAAGAUUGUAUUGCAGUUCGGGAACUCUUUUGUUACAAUGAGUGGGCCCAGAUUGAAGAUAACAAAGAACGGGGCAUUUACUUCCAAUCUCGAGGGCAUUUCAGACUACCACAGUGUGAUUUCCUCCCCAGUCGAGGAAACUCCUCUGUUCCUCUCUGUUCUCAGGCACACUUAACGGAGUUCAAGGAGGAUGAGAUUACAACGGAGUGUAUUUAUGGAAGAGGGCGCUAUUAUCAGGGAACUGUUAAUAUUACCAAAUCAGGGAUCGCAUGUCAGAGAUGGGAAUCGCAGGAACCCCAUAAACAUCAUCGCCCUCCCAUGGUUUUUCCGGAGGUUCUAAACUCGGAAAAUUUCUGUCGAAAUGCUGGUGGUGAAGAACCAAGGCCAUGGUGCUACACAAUGGACCCAAUGGUUCGGUGGCAACACUGUGAUAUUCCUAAGUGUGCAAAUGCCACACUUGAAGACGAAAUCAAAAAUGAACUACUGGACACGUUUAAACCUCCAGAAGAACCAGUUUUUUCCCCUUCCUUUAUUCUCAUCGUGUGCGCCGUCAGUAUUGCAGGCUUGGCCAUUAUCCUGGUCAUAAUCCUCUGUUGUCGGCGACUCCACAAGUUCCACAAAGGCUACAAUGCCACACCUACAGCUGACGUUGAGAUUGACUUAGACAAACUUCCAUCCAAUAUGUCUUAUCAUAAAACAAACGUACAGUUGAAUCCUAAAUUGGAGACACUAGAAUACCCUCGUAACGACAUCAUCUAUAUCCGGGACAUUGGGCAGGGAGCCUUUGGGCGGGUCUUUCAGGCCAAGGCUCCGGGUCUGGUUAAGGGGGAAGAAUUUACUAUGAUUGCUGUUAAGAUGCUUAAGGAGGAAGCUGCAGAAGAUCUUCAAACAGAUUUUGAACGAGAAGCAUGCCUAUUGGCUGACUUUGACCACCCCAAUAUUGUCAAGCUACUGGGUGUCUGUGCCAUUGGUAAACCAAUGUGCUUGCUGUUUGAAUUCAUGGGAAAAGGUGAUUUGAAUGAAUUCCUUAGAUCUUGUGCCCCAAGUAACUACAUUGUUCGGACUCCAAAUGGUGACAUGUUUAGUGAUGUUAGACUUUGUCAUCUCGACCUUGUAAGUCUUGCAAAACAGAUCGCUGCAGGGAUGGUUUACUUAUCUGGCAGGAAAUUCGUGCAUCGAGAUCUGGCUACGAGGAAUUGUCUAGUCAGUGAUGAAAUGGUUGUAAAAAUUUCAGACUUUGGACUCUCACAGAAAAUUUACACCACUAACUACUACAAGGGUAACGAGCACGAUGCUAUUCCAAUCAGGUGGAUGCCUAUAGAGUCUAUUCUUUACAAUAAAUUCACGGUAGAGUCUGACGUCUGGGCUUUUGGGGUGGUAUUGUGGGAGAUUUUUUCCUUCGCUCUUCAGCCUUAUUAUGGUUUGACCCACGAGGAAGUGGUCAAGUAUGUUCAGGACGGUAAUAUUUUGUCCUGUCCGGACAACACUCCUCCAUCUAUCUACAACCUAAUGAAGAAUUGUUGGACCAAAAAGCCCAGCAACAGACCUUCUUUCAAGUUCAUAUACAAAUCACUGACGGCUAUCCAUGAUGAUUUGUCCAAAUACCAAGAUACAGUUCCAAAGGCUCAUGUUUAAAGACAAAGAAAGUUUAUAUUUCCAAGUUUUAUCAUAAUUUAUUGCUCACAUUGAUAGUAAAGUUAGGUACACGUUCGACACUUCUGCCAAUAUUUAGAUAUAAAAGUAAGAAUUGUGUGAUUGUGGUUCUUCAGCCAUAUAUUAGAAGUCUAAUGUUCAACAUCGUAGUAAAGCAAAUUAACUGUUCUGUGUUGGAUACAAAGCUUCAUUAUAUUCUGUUAUAGUUUUGGGCACAGACCUGAACAGGAACACCAGCAUUGACCUAAAGUUGCGUAACGUCGUCACCUUCAAGAUUCGAUCAUUUUAUCCAGAGGUACU
This is a messenger RNA of Limulus polyphemus (Atlantic horseshoe crab), 3195 nucleotides long. RefSeq names its product tyrosine-protein kinase transmembrane receptor Ror2-like. Lineage: Eukaryota; Metazoa; Arthropoda; Merostomata; Xiphosura; Limulidae. Bases 232 to 2877 code for a protein of 881 amino acids. The transcript has 9 exons. Gene Ontology annotation, biological process: multicellular organism development; protein phosphorylation; cell surface receptor protein tyrosine kinase signaling pathway. The record is from RefSeq and is a predicted model, not a curated record. Gene Ontology annotation, cellular component: signaling receptor complex. Gene Ontology annotation, molecular function: protein binding; ATP binding; transmembrane receptor protein tyrosine kinase activity.